AUGUUCUUAUUGUUGAGUGAUCAAGUUAUUCGAGUUAUUAUGGGACAGUUCAUUGGACAACAUGCUAGCAAACGUUAUUUAUCUAUGAUAAAUGCAUGUGAUUCUCGAUUCUUUAAAUCUCCUCAUGAAGAGCUUAUUAAUGAUACAAUCAAAGAAAAAAAGGAACAAACGCCACAGCUAGUAGAUGAAUCUGAUGGGCAAAAAAGUAACACAAAUUUUAAAAGACCCGAGUAUUCAUUAUCUGUUGCACAUACAUUAUCUGUUGCAAGUAAACUUGCCUAUGAGGAUGUUGCAGUCGUAAAAUAUGAAUUAGAAAAAGCAGGUUUUCUUGUAGAAAAGACUUUCAAACCUAUUGGCUAUAAGAAUGCAUGUGCUUAUAUAAUAGAAAAAGACAAUGAUAUAAUGCUUGUAUUUAGAGGUACAAAUCCAUUAAAUAUUCAAAAUUAUGUAACAAAUAUUGAUGCAGGCUUGGCAAACAUAAUGUCAUCCAAGAACCACUCUAUGGGUAAAGUACAUAAAGGAUUUUGGGAUGCUAUGGGAGCUACAGAAGCAAUAGAAAUUCAAGGAAAUAAUACAUCCAUAUCCAGUAUACAUGUCGAUUUAAGUCAUGUCUCUUUUUACAAAUCUAUCUCCACGGCAUUUUUAGGAAUUAUUCGAAUCUUGAAAGCACUCUCCUUCAACAUCUUUGCUAAUGUGAUUGACCCUAUUGACGCUAGUUGGGCAGGAUAUGAUUCAGCUAUUAUUCGACAUCAAAGUUUAUAUAGUCAAUCUGAAAAGUAUAUUUUAGAAUUAUUUAAAAGUAUGAAUGAUGAUGAGGGAAAGAAGAAGUUGUAUAUUACAGGUCAUUCACUUGGUGGUGCACUAGCAACAGUUUUUGUUGCAAAAAUGAUUCAAACAGAUAGUGUAUUGCUUGACUAUUUUGCAGGUUUAUACACCUAUGGACAGCCUAAUAUUGGUGAUAAAGAUUUUAGUAAAUCAUUCAGUUCAGAUAUAACCUGCAAAAUAUUUAAUCAUGUAUAUAAUAAUGAUGUCAUUCCACGUAUACCUCCCUGGUAUAGUCCACCUCCAGGAACAUUGGUAUUUAUAGAUUCUUCUUACAAAAUCUCCAUCUAUCCACCGAAUCAGUUGACACAGGAUCCUGUUCCUAUGAGAUCUAUUUCUUAUCUUCAUCUAUCAGGCUUAUUGAAUAAACACGUUAUUCGUAGAUUGAAAUCGGAAUCGGCAUUACGUGUUUUAUUUCGUAUUCUAUUACCUUUCUUUUUAAACGACCAUUUCCCUUCAGACUAUUGUGACGCCUUAUUAAUGGGUGACGUUGAAUGGAUUAUUCUAGGUGAAAAUGAAGGUGGUACUGAUUAUGUGGAUGAUAGAUAUAAUAAGAAGGGAUUAAAAAAAAUAUAG
Messenger RNA from Cokeromyces recurvatus, 1398 nucleotides. RefSeq names its product class 3-domain-containing protein. NCBI's taxonomy places the organism in Eukaryota, Fungi, Mucoromycota, Mucoromycetes, Mucorales, Mucoraceae. Gene Ontology annotation, biological process: lipid metabolic process. The record is from RefSeq and is a predicted model, not a curated record. The coding region runs from base 1 to 1398 and encodes 465 amino acids. The transcript is spliced from 6 exons. Gene Ontology annotation, molecular function: triacylglycerol lipase activity.